This is a messenger RNA of Daucus carota subsp. sativus, 4097 nucleotides long. RefSeq names its product pentatricopeptide repeat-containing protein At1g56690, mitochondrial. The coding region runs from base 244 to 2349 and encodes 701 amino acids. The record is from RefSeq and is a predicted model, not a curated record. Gene Ontology annotation, molecular function: protein binding; zinc ion binding. The transcript has a single exon. NCBI's taxonomy places the organism in Eukaryota, Viridiplantae, Streptophyta, Magnoliopsida, Apiales, Apiaceae.
GCCUCGCACGGGCUUUUAUGCUAGUUAGCGAGAUAGGGGAGCAAAUCUUUGAAAACCUUUCAAUUCUUUAGAAAAUUAAUCAGAUUCUUUAGAUUAUUCACAAAUUUUCAACUCUAAUUUUUAAAUAUUUUAUAAUGCUUAAUGCUUCUUACAGAAAUGAGCAAAGCGGAAAGAUUGUAAAUAAUGCAAAUCAAUUUAGUAGUAGAGGUUUAAUCGAUCCUAAUUUGUUCUAGCAUAUUUCAAAUGCGGCUUCACCAGCAUCGAACGUUCUGCUCAAGUGUUGCAUUUUCAGCAACCUCUCAAAUUUCUCGCUUUGCACGUCUAGGCCAAAUUGAAGAUGCACGCAAAGUGUUUGAUGAAAUUCCUCAUAAGUGUAUUGUUUCGUGGAACUCAAUAAUUGCUGGGUAUUUCCAAAACAACCUCCCAAAUGAAGCUGAGGCACUGUUCUAUAGAAUGCCUGAGAGAAACAAUGUUUCUUGGAACGGUUUGGUAUCUGGGUAUGUAAAGAAUAGGAGGAUAAAAGAUGCUCGUAAGGUGUUUGAUCAAAUGCCUGAGAGAAAUGUGGUGACUUGGACUACAAUGGUAAGAGGGUAUGUUGAAGAAGGGUCGAUUGAUGAGGCUGAAACACUUUUUAGACAAAUGCCUGAGAAGAAUGUUGUUUCUUGGACUGUGAUGUUAGGUGGUUUGAUUCGAGAUAAUCGAAUAGAUGAGGCUAGGAGAUUGUUUGAUGUGAUGCCGGUGAAAGAUGUUGUUGCUAGGACUAAUAUGAUUGCUGGGUAUUGCCAGGAAGGUCGGUUGGUUGAAGCGCGUGAACUUUUUGAUGAAAUGCCACGUAGGAAUGUGAUUUCUUGGACUACUAUGAUUACGGGAUACUGUUGUGAGGGGCAGGUGGAUAUUGCAAGGAAGCUUUUUGAAGUCAUGCCUGAGAAAAAUGAGGUGUCAUGGACAGCUAUGUUGAUGGGCUAUACUCGGUGUGGACGGAUGGAGGAGGCCUCAGAUAUUUUCGAUGCAAUGCCUAUGAAGUCUGUUCCGUCUUGUAAUGCAAUGGUACUUGGCUUUGGCCACAAUGGGGAAGUUGAUAAAGCAAAGAUGGUCUUUGAUCGAAUGAGAGAGAAGGAUGAUGGAUCAUGGAGUGCGAUGAUUAAAGUUUACGAACGACAAGGAUAUGAAUUAGAAGCACUUCAUUUAUUUUCUUUAAUGCAAAGUCAAGGAAUUAGGAUAAAUUACCCUUCUUUAAUCAGUAUCCUUUCGGUAUGUGCUUGUUUGACAAGUCUUGAUCAUGGUAAACAAAUUCAUGCUCAGUUGGUCAAGUGGCAAUUUGACUGUGAUGUGUAUGUUGCCUCAGUUCUAAUUACAGCAUAUAUGAAAUGUGGUGAUCUUGUCAAAGGAAGAUUAUUGUUCGAAAGAUUUUCCUCAAAAGACAUAGUUAUGUGGAAUUCAAUGAUUACAGGUUACUCCCAACAUGGUCUAGGUGAGGAAGCUUUGGGAGUGUUUCAUGAAAUGAUGUCUUUAGGCAUCAUGGCCGAUAAUGUUACCUUUGUCGGUGUUCUUUCAGCAUGUAGCUACACGGGGAAAGUUGAAGAAGGGCUUAAAUUAUUUGAAAUGAUGAAAUCGAAGUAUCUAGUACAGCCAAGAACUGAGCACUAUGCUUGCAUGGUUGAUCUGUUAGGUCGAGCUGGACGUUUAACCGAAGCAAUGAAAUUAGUAACUGAGAUGCCAGUAGAAGCAGAUGCUAUUAUCUGGGGUUCUUUGCUGGGAGCAUGUCGAACCCAUAUGAAUAUGGAUUUGGCCGAGGUCGCAGCAAAGAAACUUUCUCAAAUUGAACCUGAAAAUGCUGGACCUAAGAUCUUGCUGUCAAAUUUAUAUGCAUCAAAAGGUAAGUGGGCUGAGGUAGCGUCCCUGAGGAAAGACAUGAGAUCGAGGAAGGUUAGCAAAUCACCUGGAUGUAGUUGGAUUGAAGUAGAGAAGAAAGUCCAUAUGUUUACUGGGGGAGAUAGCACAUCCCACCCUCAGCAUAUUAUGAUUUCCAAAAAGUUGGAGGAAUUAGGUCAUCUGUUAAAAGAAGCAGGAUAUUGUCCUGAUGGUACCUUUGUGAUGCACGACGUUGAUGAAGAAGAAAAGGCACAUAGCUUGAAGCUUCACAGUGAGAAGUUGGCUGUGGCAUAUGGACUUUUGACUGUCCCUGUAGGCGUGCCUAUACGAGUAAUGAAGAACCUUCGAGUUUGUGGAGACUGCCAUUCUGCUAUCAAAUUGAUAUCCAAAAUCACCAACCGAGAAAUAAUCUUAAGAGAUGCUAAUAGAUUCCAUCAUUUUAAUGAUGGAUUGUGUUCUUGCAAAGAUUAUUGGUGAUGGCAAUAUUGUCUGUCAUGGCCGCAGGAGUUUUGGAUGAGGAUUUUCGUGAACCAUGCUUCUUUACAUUUCUAUGGAUCCAGUGGUUACUAAUUUAGUUUGAGAGGUCCAAUGCUUGAAUACAGAUCGUUGAACACUUAUAUAUAAAAGCUUAAUAGAAGAGUUGAGGAUGGCUGGUGAGACAAUUUAUCCUAUGUGAAAUGACCGGCGUCAUUGUACAUAUACACAUGUUUCACCACUGACACCGGAAACCAAGGAAACCAUGAACUCUCAUUUUCAAGAGGGAGAGGUAUCCACUAGGCUACAUAACUACUCCAAAAUUCAUGUCACUUUUUCUUGAAAGGUAUAAACAUAAUUUUUGAGAAAUCUAUUGCUAUAUUUACUGGGAGUUAUAUAUCAUUUUAUCUUGAGCAUCUAUUUAACUCCAUUGGUUGCUGACUAUAUCUAGGGUUGUAGUGUUAAAGAUUCAAUUUUUAAUAACAAAUCUUCAUUUGUCUCUCUUAGUCAAAACACAUGAAUCUUGACUCUUCUCCACCAACACUUGAUCUGCAGAUGAGAAUUAUAUUUCUGUUGUGUAAGCAGAUCAAUAAUCUAAUAUAUAUUUUAAUUUCCAAUUAGAAUAGUAGAUUUGAACACAUGUUAGCAAAUUUUUUGUAUGUGUUUGUUUAAGUUACCACCUACUGAACUAAUUUAUUCAGUUGGUGGUCAAUUAAAUAAGAUCUGUUAGCACUUAGCACAUACAACAAAUAGAUAAGCUUCUGGCACUCACUAAGCUUUAAACCCUUUAAGUCGUUUGACGUUUAGGUAAUACUCCCUUUAUCAUCAUAGUAAACAGUCGACCAUUAGAAUCACAUCUUCCGGGGCUAUGAACGACUAUAACCUUAAAUUUUAAUAUCGGGGGUUGAAUACGAGACUUCCUAUCUCCUCCCAGUUCCCUAACCUUUAUUUGUUAGGAAAGCCACUUGAUGAAUUCUAUGUUUUAAUGUUUUAAAGCAUACAAAAACCUAGUUGCUAGCGACCUGUACUAAAAUGAACAUAAAAGCUUCACAAAAAUAAACAAAAACAGACUGCAUAUCAGAGUUUGAACUAAGAACAGACGACUUUUAAUCCAAGUUCAUCAUGUUGAGAUUUUGUCCAUCCCUUCAACUCAAAAAUGAUUAGUAAGUAUUGCUCUACAGACACACACACGCACGCACUUAUAAUUUACUGACAUAAAGAUUGUCGAGCGCAACUAAACAUUUAGAUACAGGUCAUGUUAAAUAGUAGUAUUUCUGAUCAACUUCUUCUGUUGGGGGGGGGGGGGGGGGGGGGGGGGGUUAAAAAUUUAGGCAGAAAGGAAUUCUUAGUUCAAGGCACUUCUAAUUGUAGAAAUGAUCCAUUAAACUUGAAACUCAAUGUGAAAUAAUGAAAUCAUGGACAACAAAUUCUUACAAUUUAUAAAGAAAGCUUGAGGUUCACGGUAUCAUUCUCCUCCUCUAUUAUCUCUUGUUUGUUUUGAUCAUCAUCUGCAGUGGUAGAUGGACCUGUAAGAUUCUCUGCAGGAGCUGGGAUGGAAAUAAAUUUAUUGAUCUCGAAAUCCUCCAGCUGGAACUUCGGACACCAACCAGCUGCUGCUAUAUUGGUCUUUGGCUUUUCUUCGUUGUCGUUCACCAGAACUUCAUUCUCCUUCGGUCUGUCUUCUCCGCCUACACGCCGUGUACUUUUAAUCAGUGCAAAGAAUUUCUCCAUUUUUUCAUCCUCAGUCUCUC